CUGUUAUCUGUAGCUUUGUCAACAGAAUGCCUUGAAAUAAAGAACUGUUUGCUGUGGACAUUCAUCGCGCCAGAUGUGGGGAUUAAUACAAUAGACAAAAUGGGCGAUUUGGAGUCUGGUUAUGAAGAGAUGGAGGGUGUUAAACUCGGGUACCUGGUUAUCAAGGGCAAGCAAAUGUUUGCCCUUUCUCAAGUCUUCACCGACCUCUUGAAAAAUAUUCCAAGGACUACUGUGCAUAAACGAAUGGACCACCUCAACGUGAAGAAGCAUCACUGUGAUCUGGAGGAAUUGCGAAAACUCAAAGCAAUAAACUCUAUAGCUUUCCAUGCGGCUAAAUGUACUCUGAUUUCAAGGGAAGACGUGGAAGCUUUGUAUAUUUCUUGCAAAACGGAGCGAGUGCUUAAAUCCAAAAAAAGAAAAACGAACACGAGUUCACCAGAGGAUACCUGUGACGACCAGAUCAACCCAGAACCCCACGACGAUUUCUGGAAAGAAAAAGUUUGGCUAAGUUUGCACGGGGUUCCUCAGACUUUCUCAUUUAAAAACAGACAUGGAAGACAAGGGGCUGCCUCACCCCCGGCUUCCAAUCUACCUCAAAUUUACAGUAAAUUCGCGUGCCGCGGCUACCAAGCAGUGACAAAGUCGGAAUGCAAAUCCCACAAAAACUAUGAAACUUCUCAGAUUCCCAGCAAUUGUGUAGCAUUUAAUUCAAAUCAUUCGUUUAUUCGGAAUGUUGUAUGCACCCGACAACCCCUACUCUGUCAUUCCGCCAUUGCGGCACAGUCAAGGCGCUCAAGCACUACCGACCUAAUUUAUAAAGGGAAAGGAGAGCACGAGGACACUGGCAUACAAUUUUGGAGCACAGGCAGACGCAGUCGUCAGGUUUUAUUUGUCCCGAAAUGCUGCAAGGCAAAAGUACCCAACGGUUCUUUAAACAAAUUUUACCUCGAGCACGGGUUAUACCUCGACCACCAACAUAUCGGGAAUUUCCAGGAGAGCUGCAGUAGUGACACCGAGUCAAGUUCUUACUCCGAACGAGUCGAUGACUCGGAUUUUGGGUCAAGUUUGUCAACUACCAGUAACUCCGCAACCUCCGACGAGGAGGAAGAUGAUUCUGUGUCAGAAUCAUCAGACGUCAGUUCAGAUGAGGAGAGUUCUUCCCAAUCUGACUCAAGUUCUGUUGCGAGCCAAGUUUCGUUGCAGAGCAUUCGAAUGAGGCGUACCAGUUUUUCAGCUCUCAGCAAUAAAGCGCCUCCACUACCGCAAGCGUCUUUUCACUGUAGUCUCCAACACAGCACAACAAAUCAGAGCGGAACAACUGAGUUGGAUUACGGCAUUUUCACCAGGAAGCUCCCGAAAGCUGACUUUAACCGCACAACCUCUGUGAACAAACACGAGGAUAGUACUGUAUCAAAGCAGCGAAAGGCAUUCCCGCUUGUUCUUGGAAGUUGUUUUACAGAAACCAGGAGGGAAAGGUUUUCUAGGACAUUGUCACACAUUGAAAAUGAAAUUCCAAAUGAUCCAAAGAGGACUGACCCCGCAAUUAACAGUGUUAUUGAAACAGGGUCUUCACCUAGUUCAAAGGGAAACAAAGAGUUUCCUCUACAAAGGGUAUCAGGACAGGCAAACAAAUGCCCACAAGCCUUGAUCUCAUACUGUGUCAGAGACAAAGAAACAAUAGUUUCUCAGUUCACCGAGAACAAUCCUUCAUUUGACGUACAUUUAAAAAAAGAGCCGAAAAUUAGCCAUUGCCUUCAACUACCCCCACCUCAUAACAUUAUCAAGACAGAAGUAGAGGAGCCCAGCACACCCACCGAUGUUCACAGCGAGAACAACGGAUCAGUAAAGACACCGCAAACUCUGCUUCGGAACGUUAAAAUUAAAGUAGAGGAAAUAUCUGACGAGUAUGAAUUCUCGUGUCAGGGUAAUGGACUUGUAUGGAAAUACCAAUGCAACAGAAAUGAGCCAGACAUCACCAGUGGUCAAUAUCCGAGUGGCGAGGACAAACCAAUACACAGUGUAAACAAUGCGACUAAAGCCACCGAGUGCGCUGGAGACUUUACCACUCCCCGAAAGUCUCCCUCAGUACACCCGGAAUCUCAAAGCACUUUAAGCACCCCUUAUCCGGAGGACGGAGAGUACAAAAACGGUGCGAGGGUAAGGAAAAACUAUAGGACUCUGGUACUGGGGAAACAGUCUGGAAUUCCGACGACACAACUGAAAUUAAAUGGUAAAGUUUACAGGACCCCAAGAUCUACAGGUAAGACAGAGAAUUAUGAAGGAUCACCAGAGGAUUUUACGGGCGGGAGUAAACGCAAACGUGCAUCAAGCAAUGUAGCAGCUGUGAAAAGGCCUUUCAACUUCAUGGAAAAUUUUCCGUCUCCGCCGUCGCUAAUUAUUGGCAGUGAUGGGGAUUUGAGCCCCGCUUAUUCUCUGAACUCUAUGAAGGAUAAACAGCCUCACCGGUCUCAUCCUGUGUGGAAGUGGCAGCUUGGUGGUUCUGCUGUACCCCUCCCACCAAGUCACAGAUUUCGGAAAUUUUAGCGCAGGAAAGGUUAAGUCUUUACGAUAUAAUUUUGGUGAUUUAUACCAAAAACUACGAAAAAGUCUUAAAAUGGAGCUACAAGCACUGAUGACCUUUUACUGGAUAAGCAGUCUACAUGGUUAUGGAACUCCUGUAACUACAAUGUUACUUAUUUUGAGUUGGACCACUUUCAAGACUUACCGGCCCGACGAAUAAUAAUAAUAACAAGUACCUCAAGGAUUUAUACUGAAACGAACACAAAACAGUUUGACACGAUGGAAUCCAUUCGCGCAGAAUGGUUUUUCAAAUGAGUUGUAAUAAUUCUCAACAUUUGCAGCAGGCCUACUGGAUUGUACCAUUGAAUCAAGUAUAAUUCACUUGUAUUGAUUCCCCCCAGGACAGACUCUUUUGCAAAACUUCGGCCGCACUGUUUUGAGAGUUUUAUUUUUAUUUUU
Anguilla anguilla (European eel) is the source of this 2979-nucleotide messenger RNA. It is a transcript of the gene skida1, whose product is annotated as SKI/DACH domain containing 1. The transcript has a single exon. NCBI's taxonomy places the organism in Eukaryota, Metazoa, Chordata, Actinopteri, Anguilliformes, Anguillidae. Bases 100 to 2544 code for a protein of 814 amino acids. The record is from RefSeq and is a predicted model, not a curated record.